Molecule: messenger RNA, 748 nt
Organism: Penicilliopsis zonata CBS 506.65
Lineage: Eukaryota; Fungi; Ascomycota; Eurotiomycetes; Eurotiales; Aspergillaceae
Exons: 1
Coding region: 23-646 (207 amino acids)
Source: RefSeq, a predicted model, not a curated record
CCCCUCCCCGGCCCAGCCAGAGAUGGCCAAAUCGCCCGUCCCUUUUCUGAAAAAUGUGCUCCUGAACAAACGUUGGCCUCCACUGGCCGAGAAACACUCCAUGCCCUACCGCCUGACCGUCCUGUCGCGAGGCAAGAUCACCCACGAGGCCCGGUCGGCGGACCCGGACCUGCGCCGCUGUCUGGGCCACCUGCACAUCCAUCGCCGGUCGAUGGAAUGGGCCGAUGAGGAUGUGCGUCAGCGACUGAGUGCUAUCGAGCUUGACUCCGAGGAGGAGCUUGAGGGUACGCGGCCUGUCGAUCCGGAGAUGGAGCAGCGUUUGCUCCGAUUUCAGCAGCGAGGAGGAACACCAGCAGGAGGAGUCCGCCGACAGCAUCACCGCCAUCACCACAAUAACAACACUGGCCGUUUAGACGCACCCCCGGCGCCCGGCAGACUACACAUUCCUUUACCAAUACCAUCCGUGACGUUUAAGCCGGCGAAUCACAAUCAUGAAGAUACCACCUCAGUCGGCAGCCUCUCCGAAGGGUCCUCGGAUAAGAUUGACUUGCUGCUCUCCCGAAGCAAGCGGUGCGUCGAGCGGAUUAUUCCUCGACGACGCAAGCUGGCUCCGUUAGGACAGCGUUUUUGGGCCAACCCGGGAUAACAGGAAGUCUUCUCCUGGAGACAACAUAUAACUAUAUAUAUCUACCUCGGAACUACGACCUAUACCGACUAAAGCGUUUCUCACUAGUCGCUUCUCGCUCCU